Molecule: messenger RNA, 1217 nt
Organism: Neltuma alba
Lineage: Eukaryota; Viridiplantae; Streptophyta; Magnoliopsida; Fabales; Fabaceae
Product: superoxide dismutase [Mn], mitochondrial
Exons: 6
Coding region: 128-847 (239 amino acids)
Biological process (GO): superoxide metabolic process
Cellular component (GO): mitochondrion
Molecular function (GO): manganese ion binding; superoxide dismutase activity
Source: RefSeq, a predicted model, not a curated record
GUCCGCGUGUCCCUGCUAGUGGCUGCACCAAGGGUUAUUCAUUUCUGCUGCUUCUGUCGUGAGACUGUCUUUCCAAAUCCCGUGAUUAUCCUCCUUCUCCACCCAAUCCCCAUUCUUCGUUCUCGCGAUGGCAAUGGGAUCCUUGCUAUCCAAAAAACCCCUGGCUUCUGUGCUUCUGAAUGGCCCCAAAUCAAUGGGAUUAGGGUUAACCGCAGCUCAAUCUCAUCGCGGCUUGCAAACCUUCACUCUACCCGACCUCUCUUACGACUAUGGCGCACUUGAGCCUGCCAUCAGCGGCGAAAUCAUGCAGCUUCAUCACCAGAAGCACCAUCAGACUUACAUCACGAACUACAACAAAGCCCUCGAACAGCUUCAUGAUGCUAUGGAAAAGGGCGAUUCCUCUACCGUCGUUAAAUUGCAGAGUGCCAUCAAGUUCAACGGCGGAGGUCAUAUCAAUCAUUCUAUUUUCUGGAAAAAUCUGACUCCUAUUCGUGAAGGAGGUGGUGAACCUCCCAAAGGUUCCCUAGGAUGGGCCAUCGAUACUCACUUUGGUUCUUGGGAAGCAUUGAUACAUAAAAUGAAUGCAGAAGGAGCAGCCUUACAGGGGUCUGGAUGGGUGUGGCUUGGUCUAGACAAAGAGUUGAAGAGGCUUGUUGUUGAAACCACUGCAAAUCAGGAUCCACUGGUAACUAAGGGACCAAGUCUAGUUCCACUACUUGGUAUAGAUGUUUGGGAGCAUGCAUACUACUUACAGUACAAGAAUGUCAGGCCGGAUUAUUUGAAGAACAUAUGGAAAGUUAUGAAUUGGAAAUAUGCCAGUGAAGUGUACGAGAAAGAGAGUUCUUAAUGUAAAGCUCUGAUUGGAAAGUGCGUGAGAUUACAUCUCUGAAGAGCAUCAUCCUGAGAUGGAAUAAAACGUACCAGCAGAUGGUACACUCCCAUUGUCAUUCAGGUUGCUUCCCAAGUGAGAUGUUUGGUGUAUUAUUACUACUUCAGAACAAUGAGUAAUAUACCAGCUGUUUCUUGUAUCUCCUGCAAUGGAUGGAUUUUCUGACCUCCGGAUAUAAUUCUUCAUUUCUAGCCAUGUUUUUUAUAUAAGUGUUGCUAUGAGUCUAUUAAAAAGAAGGGGGGAAAAGCGUAGCUAUGAAAGCUGAUAUGGCGCGGUGUUGCAUGAUGGCCAAGUAGGAUAUAUGAUUGAGAUGACAAGUUUAUAAUUA